Molecule: messenger RNA, 2737 nt
Organism: Dromaius novaehollandiae (emu)
Lineage: Eukaryota; Metazoa; Chordata; Aves; Casuariiformes; Dromaiidae
Product: B-cadherin-like
Exons: 15
Coding region: 24-2540 (838 amino acids)
Biological process (GO): cell-cell junction assembly; cell-cell adhesion mediated by cadherin; multicellular organism development
Cellular component (GO): cytoplasm; adherens junction; plasma membrane
Molecular function (GO): cadherin binding; calcium ion binding
Source: RefSeq, a predicted model, not a curated record
GCGGCGGCGGCGGCGGACGGGCCAUGCGGGGACCGCGCGGCGGGCUCGGCCCGCUCCUCCUCCUGCUGCUGCUGGUACCGCUACCGGCGGCCGCCGCGCUCGCCGCCGCCCCCGCGGGCUCCCCGGGGCUCGCCGCGGCGCCCGGCGCCCACCUGCGCCGAGGGAGCUCCGGAGAGCCGCCGGCACAGCGUGGGACCGAGGACCUCGGCUUUGGGGACGGGACGGGGGUGGCAAGAGGCCCCACGUGGCUGCCCGUCCCUGCCCCGCUCCCCGCACGCAGCGGGUGCUGCCCACAGGAGGCCGGCGCGGGAGCCGGGGCCGACGGGCCGCACUCACCUCUGAGGAGGCGGAAGAGGGACUGGGUGAUCCCGCCCAUCAAGGUUCCCGAAAAUGAGAGGGGCCCGUUCCCCAAAAAGCUGGUCCAGAUCAAAUCGAACCGGGACAAGGAGACGAAGAUCUUCUACAGCAUCACGGGGCAGGGGGCGGACACCCCCCCCGAGGGCGUCUUCACCAUCGAGAAGGAGACGGGCUGGAUGAAGGUGACACAGCCGCUGGACCGGGAGCACAUAGACAAGUACCACCUCUUGUCCCACGCCGUGUCCGAGAACGGGCAGCCCGUGGAGGAGCCCAUGGAGAUCAUAGUGACGGUGACGGACCAGAACGACAACAAGCCGCGGUUCACCCAGGAGGUGUUCAGGGGCUCCGUGCCGGAGGGCGCUUUGCCGGGCACCGCCGUGAUGCACGUGAACGCCACGGACGCCGACGACGCCGUGGAGACCUACAACGGCGUCAUCGCCUACUCCAUCCUCAGCCAGGAGCCGCGGGAGCCCCACCGGCAGAUGUUCACCAUCAACAGGGCCACGGGCACCGUGGGCGUCAUCGCCAGCGGGCUGGACCGCGAGCGCGUGCAGGAGUACACGCUGACCGUGCAGGCGGCCGACCUGGACGGCGACGGGCUGGCCACCACGGCGCUGGCCGUCAUCGAGAUCGCCGACGUCAACGACAACGCCCCCGAGUUCGACCCCAAAACGUACGCGGCGGCCGUGCCGGAGAACGAGGCCGGGCGGGAGGUGGCCCGGCUGGCCGUGACGGACCUGGACGAGCCGGACACGCCGGCGUGGCGCGCCGUCUACUCCAUCGUGCGCGGCAACGAGGGAGGCGCCUUCGCCAUCGCCACGGAUCCCACCAGCAACGAGGGCAUCCUGAGGACCGCCGAGGGCCUGGACUACGAGGCCCGGAGGCAGUUCGUGCUGCACGUGGCGGUGGCCAACGAGGCGCCCUUCGCCGUGCGGCUGCCCACGGCCACGGCCACCGUGGCGGUCAGCGUGGAGGACGUCAACGAGGCGCCCGCCUUCGAGCCGCCGGUGCGGGAGGCCCGGGUGCCGGAGGACGUGCCGCCGGGGCACGCCAUCGCCGCCUGCACGGCCCGGGACCCCGACCGCGCGCAGGCCCAGGAGAUCACGUACCUGCUGGCGAGCGACCCGGCGGGCUGGCUGGCGGUGCAGCGGCAGAGCGGGCUCGUCACGGCGCGUGCCCCCCUCGACCGCGAGUCCCCCUUCGCCAGGAACGGCACCUACACCGCCAUGCUGCUGGCCGUGGACGACGGCACGCCGCCGGCCACGGGCACCGGCACGCUGCUGCUCACCCUGCUCGACGUGAACGACCACGGCCCCGAGCCCGAGCCCCGCGACGUCGUGCUCUGCAGCCGCAGCCCCCGGCCCCAGGUGCUCGCCAUCGUCGACCGGGACCUGCCCCCCAACGCGGCGCCCUUCCGCGCCGAGCUGGCCCACGGCUCGGCGCAGAGCUGGGCCGCCGACGUCGGCGACGACGACACGGUGACGCUGCGGCUGACGGCGCCGCUGGAGCCGGCCCUGUACAGCGUCUACCUGCGGCUCUUCGACGCCCGGGGCAAGGAGCAGCUCACCGUGGUGGCCGCCCGCGUGUGCGACUGCGAGGGGCCCGCCGAGAGCUGCGCCGCCCGGCCGCGGCCCGCCGCCCCCGCCCUGCCCCUGCUCCUGGCCGCCCUGGGCGCCGUCCUGGCCCUGCUGCUGCUGCUGCUGCUGCUGCUGCUGCUGGCGCGGAGGAGGAGGAGGGUGGUGAAGGAGCCGCUGCUGCCGCCCGAGGACGACACGCGGGACAACAUCUUCUACUACGGCGAGGAGGGCGGCGGCGAGGAGGACCAGGACUACGACCUGAGCCAGCUGCACCGGGGGCUGGACGCCCGCCCCGAGGUGACCCGCAACGACGUGGCCCCCCCGCCCGCCGCGGCCCCCCAGUACCGGCCCCGGCCCGCCAACCCCGACGACAUCGGCAGCUUCAUCGACGAGAACCUGAAGGCGGCCGACACGGACCCCACGGCCCCCCCCUACGACUCGCUGCUGGUGUUCGACUACGAGGGCAGCGGCUCGGAGGCCACCUCGCUCAGCUCCCUCAACUCCUCCGCCUCCGACCGCGACCAGGACUACGACUACCUCCACGAGUGGGGCAACCGCUUCAAGAAGCUGGCGGACCUCUACGGCGGCGGCGAGGAGGACGACUAGAGCCCCCGCCGCCCACCCGCCCCGCCGCAGGGCCGUGCCUUGGGGCCGCCGGCUGCCCCCCCCGCUGAAGUGUCCUUGCCUUCCUCCCCCGCGUUUUUCUUUUGUUUUUAACGUAUGAAAUAAAGCGUAGUGCGAUGCUAGACGUGGGGUGAGCGGGUUACGGUGUAACUUUUAAAUAAAGGAUGUGGUUUUUUAGA